Molecule: messenger RNA, 2350 nt
Organism: Lactuca saligna
Lineage: Eukaryota; Viridiplantae; Streptophyta; Magnoliopsida; Asterales; Asteraceae
Source: the annotation of a GenBank genome assembly
CCCGAUGAGUCAUAAAUACGAAAGUACGUUUAGUUACGUAAGAUCUAAAUAACUAGGGCUCCAUUUGCGUAUAGCAAAGUCCUAAACCAGGUCAGGUUCCGACUUUCUCCGGUCGACUUCCGAUCAACAAAUCUUAUAAACUGAAACCCCCACAAGUAUAACCUCCACUCUAGGGUUGCCACCUGGCAAAGGCGUAUCAUAUCCAAGAACAAAUAACUUUCCAAAUUCAACAAUCAACAUGGCUGCAUCAGAAGAUAGCAAUACUCUUUUUCCAAUCUUUAUCUUCUCCAUAUUGGCUCUUCCUUUAGUACCUUACACAAUAUUCCAGUUAUACCAUUUAGCUACAAAGAAGGCCAAAAUCGCCAAGUGUCAAUGUUCAGUCUGCUUACAAUCUGGAAAGUACCACAAGUCUAUAUUUAGACGUAUAUCAAACUUUUCAACCUAUAGCAACCUGACUCUUCUUAUGCUAUGGGUGAUCAUGGUGUUGUUGGCAUAUCACAUAAAAAGCAGUAGUCAUGAAGUGGAAAUCUUUGAACCAUUUAGUAUUCUUGGAUUAGAACAUGGAGCUACAGAUUCAGAAAUCAAGAAAGCAUAUAGGAGACUUUCCAUCCAAUAUCACCCUGAUAAAAAUCCAGAUCCAGAGGCACAUAAUUAUUUUGUGGAAUAUAUAUCCAAGGCUUAUCAAGCUCUAACAGAUCCAAUAUCACGUGAGAAUUUUGAAAAAUAUGGUCAUCCCGAUGGCAGACAGGGGCUACAAAUGGGAAUUGCUCUCCCUCAGUUUCUAUUGAAUAUUGAUGGGACAUCAGGGGCAGUGAAUUUACUUGGAAUUGUUGGGAUUUGUAUUAUUAUGCCCUUGGUGAUGGCUGUUAUGUACUUAUCAAGAUCAUCUAAAUAUACUGGAAACUAUGUCUUGAAGCAUACUCUAUCUGCAUAUUUCUAUCUUAUGAAACCCUCUUUGGCUCCAAGUAAGGUGAUGGAUGUGUUCAUAAAAGCUGCUGAAUACAUGGAGAUUCCAGUGCGUAGAAGUGAUGGAGAGCCUCUUCAGAGACUUUUUGUUCUUGUCAGAAGUGAAUUAAAUCUUGACCUUAAAAAUAUUAAACAAGAACAAGCUAAAUUUUGGAAGCAACAUCCCGCUCUAGUCAAGACUGAGUUAUUAGUUCAAGCUCAAUUAACUCGUGAGUCGGGAUGUCUGACUCCAUCUUUACAACGUGAUUUUAGACGUAUACUUGAAGUUGCUCCUCGCCUUCUUGAAGAGUUAAUGAAGAUGGCGGUUCUACAGCGGCCCCCACAUGGACACGGGUGGCUGAGACCUGCAAUCGGGGUGGUUGAGCUCUCACAGUGUAUAAUACAGGGAGUUCCAUUGAGUGCACGAAAGCCAGUUGGUGGAUCUGUUGAAGGAAUUGCCCCUUUUUUGCAACUCCCACAUUUCAGUGAGGCUGUUCUUAAAAAGCUUGCCAGGAAGAAAAUCCGUACUUUUGAGGACUUCCGCGACCUAACCCAACAAGACCGCUUCGACCUCCUAACAAAAACCGCGGGCUUCUCCCCGCUCCAAUCCCAAGACAUCGAAACCGUGCUCGAGACAUUACCAUCAAUAACCUUCGACAUCAAAUGUGAAACCGAAGGCGAAGAAGCAAUCCAGGAGGGCGAUAUCGUAACUAUGCGUGGUUGGGUCACACUCAACCGCUCCAACCACAAAAUCCGUUCCCUCCCACAUUGCCCAAACUACCCUUUCCACAAAGAAGAAAACUUUUGGCUCCUUUUAGCGGACCCCACAUCCAACAGCGUAUGGAUCUCCCAAAAAGUCAGCUUCAUGGACGAAUCCGCCGCCCUAAUCGCCGCCCCGAAAGUCAUCCGGGAGUCGAAGGAGUGGGCGGGAGCCACCCCGAAGGAGUUGAAUUUGGCGGUGAAGGAGGCGGUGGAGAAGGUGAGGAACGGGUCGAGGUUGGUGAUUGGGCGGUUCUUGGCACCGGAGGAAGGAACGUAUAAUUUGACUUUGUUUUGUUUGAGUGAUUCGUGGUUGGGGUGUGAUACGAAAAUGAGUUUGAAGUUGAAGGUGUUGAAGAGGAGUAGGGCGGGGAUGAGAGGCGGGGUGGCGGUGGUGGAGGAGGGUGUGGAGGAUGGCGGUGAGGAGGAGGAAGUGGAGGAGGAUGAGUUGUAUGAUGAUGAUGAGAGUGAGUAUAGUGAAGAUGAAGCGGAUGUGGAACAUGAGGUUGUGGAUGAUGAUGAUGAUGUGAAUGAUGAUGAUGAUGAGGAUAAUGAUAAUGAUGAGGAUAAGAAAGAGAAUUAGAAGGUAGUUUUUUUUUUUUUUUUCUUUUUAAUAUAUAUACUUUGGUUUGUAAGUUAUGACUUU